GCGUCACCGUGCUCUGCGGUACCCUGAUUGUUCUUCUGUCCCAUCUGCACUGAUCAUCAUCAUCAUUCUGUUUUUCCGUUAUAUUAAACACACGCGGCGAGCUGGUAACGUUAGCAGCAGUUUCGCGUGACAUCUUCACGGUGCUUGCAUCCCAUACAAGGAAUUGAAGUGUAGCGGUUAAAACUCUGGACUAGUAACCAGAAGGUUGUUGGUUCGAUCUCAGCAAGAAGCGAGGCAUGAGCCAUGUCCAUUGUGCCCUUGAGCAAGGCACUUAACCUCAAGUUUAAUUAUAAAAUUGUUUGCAGCCUGUCCACAAAUUUCCAAAACGUAGGAGGCAGGGGAAGAGUUAUUUAUAUUCAUGAGUAUGUAUUCGUUUGGUGGGGUGUCGUCACGUAUCCAUAAGGAGCGUCUGCAGGCAGAGGGGAUGGGAACCAAUGAGAAUGCGGUAAAGUUCCUGAACCAGGACUAUGAGGAGCUGAAGAGAGAGUGUGUGGAGAGCGGCAGGCUGUUUGAGGACCCAUGCUUUCCCGCCGUGCCUCAGUCACUGGGAUUCAAGGAGCUCGCCCCUCACUCCUCCAAAACACGCGGUGUGAAGUGGAUAAGACCAACAGAGCUGUCAAACAACCCUCAAUUCAUAGUGGGCGGAGCCACACGGACAGAUAUUUGCCAGGGGGCUCUAGGUGACUGUUGGCUGUUGGCUGCCAUAGCAUCCCUGACUUUAAAUGACAAGCUCCUUCACAGAGUAGUACCCCAUGGACAAAGUUUUACAGACGACUAUGCGGGUAUCUUCCACUUUCAGUUCUGGCAGUUCGGCGAGUGGGUGGAUGUUGUGAUUGAUGACCGGUUGCCUGUAAAGGAAGGGGAGUUGAUGUUUGUUCACUCAGCAGAGGGAAACGAAUUCUGGAGCGCCCUGCUUGAGAAAGCCUAUGCCAAGCUAAAUGGCUCAUAUGAAGCACUGUCUGGCGGUUCCACCACUGAAGGCUUUGAGGAUUUCACAGGUGGAGUGGCUGAGAUGUACGAGCUCCGUAAAGCUCCCAAAGAUCUGCACCGCAUCAUUGCCAAAGCCUUGGAGAGAGGCUCACUGCUGGGCUGCUCCAUUGACAUCACCAGUGCCUUCGACAUGGAAGCAGUAACCUUUAAAAAGCUGGUGAAGGGACACGCUUACUCCGUUACAGGUCUUAGAGAGGUAAAUUUCCGUGGCCGCAGAGAGAGGCUCAUCCGCAUCCGUAACCCUUGGGGGCAAGUUGAAUGGACUGGAGCCUGGAGUGACAAUUCUUCUGAGUGGAACAGAAUUGACCCCGCAGAGAGAGAGGAAAUGAACAACCACAUGGAGGAUGGCGAGUUCUGGAUGUCAUUUGAGGAAUUCAAACGUCAGUUUUCUCGGCUGGAGAUCUGUAAUCUGUCCCCAGAUGCUCUGAGCGAAGAUACUCAAAAUUUCUGGAACACCAUUAAGUUUAAUGGCAACUGGAGGAGAGGAAGUACAGCAGGGGGCUGCAGGAACCACCCAAACACAUUCUGGAUAAACCCGCAGUAUAAGAUCACACUCUUGGAGGAAGAUGAUGAUCCUGAGGACGACGAUGUGGCCUGCAGCUUCCUGGUGGCCCUGAUGCAAAAGGACAGACGACGAUACCGCAAGCAGGGACAGGACAUGCACACUAUUGGUUUCGUCUUAUAUGAGGUGCCAGACGAGUUUUGUGGUUCCCAGAGCGUUCACCUCAAGAAGGACUUUUUCUUGCGUCAGUCGUCUUGCGCGCGCUCAGAGACGUUCAUUAACCUGCGUGAGGUGAGCGUGCGGCUCAAGCUGCCUCCAGGUGAGUACCUCAUUGUCCCCUCCACUUUCGAGCCUGGAAAAGAGGCCGACUUCGUCCUGCGAGUCUUCACAGAGAAACAGUCAGAAACACAAGAGAUGGAUGAUGAGGUUUCAUUUAACCUGGAUGAGGACGAGGAGAUCUCAGAAGCGGACAUUGAUGAUUCUUUUAAAGCCAUGUUUGCUCAGCUGUCAGGCGAGGAUAUGGAGAUUUCAGUUUAUGAGCUCAGGACUAUUCUGAACCGAGUGAUAUGCAAACACAAGGAUCUUAAGACAGAUGGGUUCGGUAUGGAGUCAUGUAGGUGUAUGGUCAGCCUGAUGGAUAAAGAUGGCAGUGCACGUCUGGGAAUUGUGGAGUUUCAGAUUCUGUGGAAUAAAAUCAGAAAGUGGCUGGGCAUUUUCAGACAAUUUGAUCUGGAUAAAUCGGGCACCAUGAGCUCGUACGAGAUGCGUCUGGCUGUGGAGUCAGCAGGCUUUAAGCUCAAUAACAAGUUGCAUCAGAUACUGGUGGCUCGAUAUUCUGAUGGAGAAACGAUUGACUUUGACAACUUUGUCUGUUGCCUGGUCAAAUUGGAGGCUAUGUUCAAGGCUUUUACAGAGCUGGACAGAGAAGGAAAAGGGGUUGCAGAGCUCAAUAUCAGUGAGUGGCUGUACAUGAGCAUGUGUGGCUGAUGUUUGGUGUAAUUCAUAUUAAGCUGAACUGGAAAGGAAGACACAUCAACACUCCACAACUACAGCUUUACAGUCAUUACACCCAAAGAUGCCCGAGCAAUACAGUACAUGCGCCUUAAAACACAUGAACGGCACCCGAGCUUCUGCUUUUGCCCAAAAAAGAAGGGACCUCCUCAUAAUGCAAGAUGUAUUCUACACCACUAAACUGACCACUACAUUAAUAAGGCCAGUUAAUCUUUGGUGAUAUCAUUUCAGAGAUGUAAAUGCGAUGGAAAUAAUUAUUGCUGCAUUUCAGAGAGCCAAUUAACACAGCUUUGUAAUGAACUGCAUGGCAAUAACCCUGUGUUGUAUCUUGCAUAUAUAGUGCUGUGUAUUUGAUGAUGGUAGUUUAACUUUGCCUUUAUGCACCAUUUAUGCCUUGGUGUCUUUAAAAAUACAAUUUACAUUUUGUUUCCAGAGUUCAUGUUAAUGCUACGAUUCAGCUUUUAUCACUGUGAUUCAAUGCUUAAUAAUCAAAUUAUUAUAUUAAAAAACAGUAACUCAAGCUAGAGCAUUCAGGGAAUUUUGCUGCACUAAAUUCUAAAUAUAAAAUAAAAGAUCAUAUUUGA
Messenger RNA from Myxocyprinus asiaticus (Chinese sucker), 3087 nucleotides. Its product is annotated as calpain-1 catalytic subunit-like. Bases 359 to 2479 code for a protein of 706 amino acids. The transcript is spliced from 24 exons. Gene Ontology annotation, molecular function: calcium-dependent cysteine-type endopeptidase activity; calcium ion binding. Lineage: Eukaryota; Metazoa; Chordata; Actinopteri; Cypriniformes; Catostomidae. The record is from RefSeq and is a predicted model, not a curated record. Gene Ontology annotation, cellular component: cytoplasm. Gene Ontology annotation, biological process: proteolysis.